Aspergillus aculeatinus CBS 121060 is the source of this 1458-nucleotide messenger RNA. RefSeq lists its product as uncharacterized. The transcript has a single exon. NCBI's taxonomy places the organism in Eukaryota, Fungi, Ascomycota, Eurotiomycetes, Eurotiales, Aspergillaceae. Bases 1 to 1458 code for a protein of 485 amino acids. The record is from RefSeq and is a predicted model, not a curated record.
AUGUCAUUCUACUUCACUCCGAUACAGCUCACACCGUUGGAUCACAUGAUGCCAAUUGCCUACAUAGCAUUCUUCUAUGGCUUUCUACUCGACGAUCCAGAAAGAGCCGUGCCUGUCAUUGGAGACUCUCUCCAUCGGCUACUCCGGGCGAAUCCAUUUCUGGCAGGGAAUUUGAUCAACUCGAAUCAUGGUCACGAAGCCCCCACCGUGCGAGCUGUUCAUCCGCCCACAGUGGAAUCCUUGCGCGAAUUUCCCAUUCUACGAGUGAGACAUCAUGAGGAUCGUUACAUGGCCGGCCAGUACCACGGGUCCACCUGCUCUGACGAUCGAUUUUCCAACAAUUUCCUGUUUAGCGAGGCCUAUCUGCCAGUCCCCCUCGCCGCAGCGACUGCCCAAGAAUGCCCCAUCAUCCGGUGGCAAGCGAACAUCAUGCGAGAUGGGCUGAUCGUAGCGGUAUGUUUCCAUCACUCCGUGCUGGACGCUGCAGGAUUCUAUAUCAUCCAGGCUGCAUUGGCGGAAUGUUGUCGAGAGCCAGGAAGCGCAAGGCAGGGGCCUUCCCUGGGAGCAGAUCUUCUGAAAGGGAGACAGAGGAUUCUGGAAACUGGCCUCUCGGGUGGGGUCAGUGGAGGAUUGUCAGCGGGGCGCCUGCAGGACCUCACGAUAGCUGACUUCAAUUGUGCACAAGGCCUGAUCAGCCGGCGUCUGACAUUGAGUGCUGCCAGAAUCGCGUAUCUGAAAACAAUGUGUAAUGCACUCGUCCGGGGACACAUGGAGAACAACCGCGUAUCCUCUGAGCCCAGGCCAAUACUGUCGUCAAAUGAUAUCAUAUCCGCUAUACUAUGGCUUGCAAUUAUGAGGGCGCGGUAUCGACCCUGCUCAGAAACCCUUAAGGGGCAGGGCGACUCGGCCCAGAGCUCCCUCAUCCUGAUCACUGAGAUUCGCCGAGCCCUGACACCGCCACUGCCAAAGUCUUACAUUGGGAAUGGGAUCGUCCAGACUGCGACCUUAUCACCCAUCCGGUCUGCUCUGGAGUUCGUAUCUCAUACUGCACAGUCACCCACUCUCACGACCAACGGGCUGCAGGUUCUUACCGACCUCGCCCUCAAGGUCCAUGCUACGUUUUUGUGCGUGGAUGAUGCUUCCGUGAAAGCGCUCAUCCGGGAAAAGCAAGAAAGUAUCGACUGGAGUCCAAAGUUCAGGCAAGCAGACGUUACAUCAACCAGUCUGCGUCGCAUGGGAGUGUAUGGGUUAGACUUUGGCGCAGUCUUGGGAAAGGUGGUGGAGUUCGAUAGUCCAGAUAACAGAAUUGACGGGACGGUCUGCAUGCUACCUGCUCGGAUGAAUUCGGUCCCAGCACCAUGGGAGGUGCGGGUUACUUUGCAGCGAGGGGCCAUGGUACGACUUCUUCAGGAUCCAUUCAUGGACUGGUUGAUGGGAGAUGCGUCGACAAAACUGUGA